AUGAGACUUUCCAUUUCACUCUCCGGGAACUGCGAUACUCGCGAGACCGUCCUCAAGCGCGAUGGGACGAACGUCGUCACCAAUAGUGCCUGCAGCGCGACCUCUGGACACUGGGUAUCGCCUUAUGACGGAAUAGUGACUGACUUAGCGAGCGAUCUUGACAUAGAUCACGUCGUUCCUUUGAAAGAGGCAUGGGUGUUGGGUGCUCGUAAUUGGACUCCGGCUCAACGCGAGGCUUUCGCGAACGACUUGACUCCGGAUCCUUCUGCGCUGGGCUCGUUAGGCGACCGAGACCCUGCAAACUGGCUCCCGCCUCUCAGCAGCUACGUUUGCACAUACGUCUGCGCCUGGGUCCAAGUGAAGUACUACUACGGCCUGACCAUCGACUCUGCCGAGAAGACCGUUUUAACUAAUAUGCUGGGUGGAUGCUGA
Cyclocybe aegerita is the source of this 432-nucleotide messenger RNA. Lineage: Eukaryota; Fungi; Basidiomycota; Agaricomycetes; Agaricales; Hemipholiotaceae. The record is from the annotation of a GenBank genome assembly.